CUAUCAGUUACGUCAUGCGCUCGGUGGACUUUAGAUUAUGAGACGCUCCUAGAAGCUACCUGUUCUGCCCGAGACUGAUGACACACAAUGGCCAAGUUUCUAUCUCAGAAUCAGAUUAAUGAAUUUAAAGAAUGCUUCUCGCUGUACGAUAAGAAGCGGAAGGGAAAAAUCGAAGCCAAGGACCUGAUCACAGUAAUGCGUUCUUUAGGCACCAGUCCCACGUUCAGUGAGGUCGACCGACACCUACAGGUUCAUAAAAUAGAUAAAAUGGGCGAGCUGGACUUCUCUACCUUCUUGACCAUCAUGCACAGACAGAUGCAGCAGGAAGACCCGAAGACGGAGAUCCUGGAGGCCUUGCGCAUGACAGACAAGCAGAAGAAGGGCUACAUCCUGGCAUCAGAGCUCCGUACCAAACUUACAGGCCUUGGAGAGAAGCUCACUGAUAAAGAGGUGGACGAGCUGUUUAAGGAGGCCAACGUCGGCCGUGAUGGCCGUAUUAACUACGAGGAGUUUACCAGGAUGGUCACACUGCCUCCUGUCGACUACUAAAGGACCAAACAGGAAGAGUCUGGACCUGUCCGUGUCUGUUUUGCUCUGUGUGUUUGUUAUAUUAAUCAACAGUAAUAAAAAAUAAACAAACAAACAAA
Messenger RNA from Clarias gariepinus (North African catfish), 647 nucleotides. RefSeq names its product calmodulin-like 4a (gene calml4a). The record is from RefSeq and is a predicted model, not a curated record. Gene Ontology annotation, molecular function: calcium ion binding. Gene Ontology annotation, cellular component: myosin II complex. NCBI's taxonomy places the organism in Eukaryota, Metazoa, Chordata, Actinopteri, Siluriformes, Clariidae. Bases 88 to 549 code for a protein of 153 amino acids. The transcript has 5 exons.